Molecule: messenger RNA, 2696 nt
Organism: Physeter macrocephalus (sperm whale)
Lineage: Eukaryota; Metazoa; Chordata; Mammalia; Artiodactyla; Physeteridae
Gene: DUSP28
Product: dual specificity phosphatase 28
Exons: 2
Coding region: 1228-1749 (173 amino acids)
Biological process (GO): protein dephosphorylation
Cellular component (GO): cytoplasm
Molecular function (GO): protein tyrosine/serine/threonine phosphatase activity
Source: RefSeq, a predicted model, not a curated record
GACCAGUGAAGACCUGGUUACACACCAACAUUUGAAUCUUUAGCUCAAGGGAGAGCCCCAGGUAGCAAAAAAGAUCUGACAGUUACCAAUGCUUGGUGGCUUUGGCUAGAAUGGAGAGAAUCAAGGUCACCCAGAGAGACUGUACAGGUUCAUUUUGUCAGGUUUAUUGAGUACUCUGGGGGUGGGGGCAGGGCAUGGGUGUACUGGAGAAUAAUUUCUGAUAGAACAGAUUGCAAAUCUUAAGUAAAUGAUGCAGAUGAACCAGAAAAAAUGUUUUCAUAUUACUAGAAUAGAAGUGAAAUGGCAAUAACUAGAUGCAUGCAGGACUGGAAGACGGUUAACUUUUCACUGAAACCAGCCCCUGAAAGACACUGGACCUCAGAAAAAUCUAUUGAAGAGGGCUUCUUACAUGGCAACUGUAUAAUUAAAUGGUAUUAAUUCUUUAAAGUUACAGUUAUAACGCAAAAAAAAAAAAUUGAGAAAAAUAAAAACAAAAAUAUUGGUCUAUGAAAAAAUGAUGAAAAGCUAACGAUAAGUAGCUUUAUUUUAUAUGGAACCAUGUUUUACUAUAAAAGGGAAAAUGCAGAAACUACACAGGGUGAUUUAUUAGAAAACAAAUAACAAAACGGAAUAUACAUAAAGCUAUACUAAAGGGCACCUCACCUGGCAAUGAGGUUAUAAGAGAAACAGUUAUUAAGGGGCCUACCUACAAAACGAUGUGGAGGAUACUGGUCAGUGCCCAGAUGAGAAUCUGUGACAGGGUCGCCUGCUCCUCUGCACAUCAGCCACAGCUUGAGAAGCGCACCUCCCCGAGCCCCGCCCAGCUGGAAACCUCCACGUUCGCAGGGACAGGCACCAGCUCGUCUCAGAUCUCCCGGCUUGCAACCGGCGGGGCUCUGGUAUCCAGCGAGGGGAGGCCCAUUCCUCCUAGCAACCCGAACCCGCCCACCUCACUGCGGCCAAUCAGACUCUUCCGAUGGCCAUCAGGCCAGCCAAUGGCCGCAACCCCCAGCCUCAGCCAAUCAAAGGAGGCCUCUCUCGUUUAGACCUGGCCAAUGAGGAGGCGGCCAGGGCUUUGUGGGCGUGCCCGCUCGUGCACAAUCACUACAGGGCUCUCCCCGGGAGGGGGAGGAGCGCCCCCUCGGAGGCCUCUAGGACCCGGGAGCGCCCGGCCAGCCUGCCGAUGGCCCAAAAUAGGAACCCGGGCUGGGGGCCCGAGAGCCGGUCAUGGAUGCGGAACGAGCCGGACGCCGCGGGGCCGCCAAAGCCGCCCCGCCGCCGUUCGUGCGCGUCGCCCCCUCGCUCUUCCUCGGGAGCGCGAACGCCGCUACCGCCCCGGAGCUGCUGGAGCGCGCGGGCGUCACCCUGUGCGUCAACGUUUCGCGCCAGCAGCCCGGCCCCCGCGCGCCCGGCGUGACCGAGCUGCGCGUGCCCGUAUUCGACGACCCGGCUGAGGACCUGCUGGCGCACCUGGAGCCUACCUGUGCCGCCAUGGAGGCCGCGGUGCGCGCCGGUGGAGCCUGCCUCGUCUACUGCAAGAACGGCCGCAGCCGCUCGGCCGCCGUCUGCACCGCCUACCUCAUGCGUCACCGCGGCCUCACGCGGGAGCAGGCCUUCCAGACUGUGAAGAGCGCCCGCCCGGUGGCCGAGCCCAACCCAGGCUUCUGGUCCCAGCUCCAGAAGUACGAGGAGGCCCUGCAGUCAUGCUCCCGCCUGCCCGGGGAGCCCUCGGGCCCGACUGAGCCCUAAUGGGUCAGCCCUUGAGGACGGCCCAACCCCAAAGCGGGGCGCUUGGAGUUUCCUGCAGCCUUGGGGUGGGAAGAGGUAGUUCAUGCACUGACGGGAGGGUGGUCUGUCCUCUCCUGCCUCACGUCCCACGGAUUUUUUAUUUUCUGCAACUUCCUGAAGGUCUCUGUUCCCCCUUGACGGUAGGGCAGGGGUGUGUCCACCGAGGAGAGAACUGAGAACCGUUCCUCCCCUGGUCAGGAGGUUUAUUAGACAGAGCUUGGUCAGGAAUAUCAAAACCACUUGAGGGAUUUUAGCCAGAAACACAUUUACUAUUGAGAGAUGGAGGCCAGAGAGCCAAGGUCAGGAGAUGGGGAAGUACAGGAGUCAUGGAGACCCGCCACCUUGUUCCUGGCUGCCUUCCACUCUGAUGUGGGCGACUUCUGGGGGGCUGCUGGCAGAACCUCAUGCCUGCCACCUGCUCAAGCCACAGGGGCUUUCCCACACCUCACACUGGUCCCAUCGCGAAACGCAACACGGGAUCCAGCUGGUGAGGGCCCAGUUUCCAGACUUGCAGCUGCUGUGACACCCAGUGAGGGUUCGAGGCUGUGUGACAGACCACCCAGUGUGGGCACCCUUGGGGACCUCAGUGUCCGUACCCACCUCCUACCUUACUGGCCUUCCAGUUUCAGCAACAGCAAUGAGUCCCAGCCUAACAUCCUGCAGCCAAGGUCAUGUCAAUGCAAUGACCACCCAUGUGUCUGAGCUUGUUGAUUCCUCUUCUGGUUCAGAGGCCACCCCGCUUGGACACACUACAGCCUAAAGACUAUACUAGAAAAUUAAUCACCACCAACACUCCUUAAAUAAGAUAGUGGGGAAAGAGUAAAGGAAAAAUUGGGUAACACAUAUGAGUUACAAAUAAUAUCCCUGGUUAAUAUACAAAUAUAUACAUAACAAGGUUAUGAAUAAAA